GUUCCAUCCCACGUGUAUUCCCACUUCCUCACCCAGAAUCACGUUGAUCUGAGCAGUUAUGAUUUCGUUGCGACGUAAACUACCCAAGACAUCAGCUGAACGAUUUGCAUUACUAGUCAUAUCUGUCUUGGUUCCUCUCGUCGUCCUAUUCCAGCUCUCUGUCGUCUUUCCUAUCAUUCACGUCAUCGACAUCGAAAGAACUGUCAGCUCUGUUUUCCUUCUUUACAUAUUUACAAACAUAGCUGGAAACUUCUGGAUGAGUCUGCUAGAGAAUUCGAACACGAGCAGAGUUUUCCUCCCCACAGUGUUAAAGCCCGGAUGGAUGUAUUGCUCUUUCUGUCAACAAAACUCGCCUCCACGGUCAUACCAUUGUCACCUUUGUCAGGCGUGUGUACUGAAGAGAGAUCAUCACUGUACGUUUACAGGAAACUGUAUCGGAUUUUACAAUCAUCGAUACUUCGUCAUGUUCCUCUUGCAUCUCUUCAUUGGCAGUGUCUACUGUAUUGUGCAAAACACAGAGUUUGUGCUCAAUCAAGUGGAGCAAUUGGACUGGAAGACCAUUAUCUGUCUCUUGUUGCCUUUACUUUCGUUUGUGUUUCAGCUCAAAAGCCACCUGACUCUUACAUCAAUGUUUGUCUAUUCCAUCUGCAUUGUUGGCUGCUUUGCUUCCAUAACAAUUCUAACUCGUCAAAUCAUACAGUUGCGGAGAGGUCAAGUUGGCUUUGAGUACAGUCAUGGUGAAACAAAAUAUGAUUUGGGAUCUUGGAAAAAAAAUUUCAAGACUGUAGCUGGUUCAAGAUGGUAUAUUGUCUGGUUGUUGCCAUGGAUAUCGUCUCCACUUCCUGGUGAUGGAACUGUAUUUGGACUUGACUUUGAGACAGCUAGUGAUGCUGAUGUGAAGUCAAUUUAGAGUAAGGCUGUU
This is a messenger RNA of Corticium candelabrum, 922 nucleotides long. RefSeq names its product probable palmitoyltransferase ZDHHC24. The transcript has a single exon. The record is from RefSeq and is a predicted model, not a curated record. Bases 59 to 910 code for a protein of 283 amino acids. Gene Ontology annotation, molecular function: palmitoyltransferase activity. NCBI's taxonomy places the organism in Eukaryota, Metazoa, Porifera, Homoscleromorpha, Homosclerophorida, Plakinidae.